Molecule: messenger RNA, 1265 nt
Organism: Eruca vesicaria subsp. sativa (arugula)
Lineage: Eukaryota; Viridiplantae; Streptophyta; Magnoliopsida; Brassicales; Brassicaceae
Source: the annotation of a GenBank genome assembly
CCAAACUCAUCUUAUCUUUUUAAUUACAGCUUUCAACAAAACACAAACCAAACCUCUCUAAAGAUGGCUCGUUCCCUCUCGCUCUCUCUCUCUAAAUCCCGCCUCAUCGCAGUAGCUGCAUCCUCUCUCCUCCCUUCCUCACACCUCCUCUCCUUCCGAUCUCAAUCCUCUCAUCUUCAUGGCGAUCUACACGAAACCGAAACCUCCUCGCCGUCGUCUGAUCCGUUAAUACAGAAGCUAGAAGACGCUGUUCACCGGAUAUUCGUACGCCGAGCGGCACCUGAUUGGCUCCCGUUUGUUCCCGGCGCUUCGUAUUACGUCCCUCCUCCAGGAUCUGGGUCUCAGACUCAUGGGAUCGCUCAGCUCGUUGCGAAGUUAGCUAAUCCGUUAACUGAUGAAGAAACUCUCUCUACCAAUUCUUCUCAUGGAUGGCCUUCCUCUGAUUAUUUUCUUAAAGGUGUACAACCUCGAUUGAAGGAGACUAAGAUCGAGACGACUUCAAGUACUGAGUCUUAUUACUCUGAGGAUGAGGAAGUGUGAAAACGACACCGUUCAAAGAAUCAUAAGGUCUUAUGAUUUUGUUGGGUUUGGUUCCUUCAGAUUGAAGUUAGCUGGCACUUUUGGAUCUCUGUAGAUUUGUCAAGAACACGAGCCGGGACUGUUCUGACGACGUCCGAACCAAUUGCAUAGACGAGACAAAAUGUUUAUUUACUAAUCCCAAAAUUGUAAAAUAAUUCGAAUAAGAGUAGUAGUAGUAGUUGUUCGCUUGUAGCUUUUCUUUCUGUUUAGUAAUGUAAUCAUUGCCUUGUUAUAAAGCGCUUUGUAUAUAUUUCUGUUUACACGAAGGUACUAGGAUCAGCCAGGGUUGGUACUUUCUUGGUACUUCCAAGUUGGUCUACCUUGGUAUUAAAAUAUCUAAUAAAAUCUUCUUGUAAGUGACAAGAAGAUGUGAAAUUAGGUAUUUCAUUUCUAUAAUACAUAAAAGAAUUACAGACAGCUCAGCUCCCACUAAAAAUACCUAUACAGUUUCCCUCAAAACUCAUCCAGUAGAAAUAGAUAACUCAUUGUAUGAAUUAGAAACAUCAACGUCCUCCUUCCAUUUCUCAAAAACUGAUCUAAACUCAUAACAAUCUUUUGGAUAACGAGAUAAGAAACACAACACUUUAAACUUAGUAUUAGGAUCCAACUCAACGCCCUCCUCAAUGCAUUCCCAAACAACUUUUUUCAACCUAUCUUUGUCCUUCUCCUCACACAAACCAGAGAUA